UGUGCGGUCGAGCGCCCUGUCAAUCAGGUGCUUCCUUUUUUUUCCACUCUGGCUUGGUUGCUCGGCGGCUGACCUACUAACACACAUCUCGGGCACCAGCAGCAGCAGACGUGCGGCUUUAUGUGGAGAGGCAAGGCGAGGUUUUCAAUGGGAAGUCGAAAAGAGCGAGCUACAAAGUAAACCCGGGAGCACUUUCACUGUUCGCAACGAGCUUUGCUUCGGCAUUUACUGAUCGCAUUUGAUCGUGCUUCGCGAGUACAAAGGAGUAUGUUGUAGGCGUUGGUGUUGGGAACACGUGAAGGGCAGCGGCUGCAUUCCUUUGUUCAGGGUGGAUUGGAGUGAAGAGCAAGUCGAAGAGCUGAAUGAGGAUGAAUCAGCCGCAGGAUCAGCUCGGAUGCUGCUUUAGUCACGUAUUCUGACUCUCACUGUCGCAAUCCAAUGAGAGGGAAAGAAAACACACACAGACAGAGGUCAUCGAUAAAAUUACAGUGCAAUUGACAGACUCCUUCUAGCAAGUCCAAAAAAUAAUUUUUGCAGCUUUGUUUGAAAUCUAACCGGUAAUGAAGAUCUGGGUAAGGUUAAGGUUUCAGAUUUGUUUGUAUUGCAAACAGUGAAAGUUUAGGAAUAGAAGCCUGCUAAUGGAAGCAAACUCUUCAUUGUGGUAUAUUCUAGAAAAUAGUUAAGAACUUUUUGUGUCCCAUCGGUCAUACAUCCACACAAGAACAAAGUUGAUAUAAUGGAAGCUCAGAGACCAGCACUCCAGAAAAAUACAGCAUUGGUUGGAUCUUGCAUUUCUGGAGAACAAAUGGUGGUAUUAGCUCCUGCUUUAGAAAACAUAGCAGAGACUUUUUCUGCAGAGGACAGUUUGCUGAGUGAUGACUUGAGCAUCGGGUCUCUCAAACAAAAAUCAUCAACUUGUCGUAGAAAGCGGGAAUUCAUACCCGAUGAGAAGAAAGAUGCACUAUACUGGGAAAAGAGAAGAAAAAAUAAUGAAGCAGCCAAAAGGUCACGUGAGAAGCGACGUUUGAAUGACAUGGUUUUGGAGAACAAACUGAUGGCAUUAGGUGAGGAAAAUGUAAGACUGAAGUCAGAACUUUUAGCUUUGAAAUUAAAGUUUGGAUUAAUUACUGCGGCAUUUUAUGCCCAGGAGAUACAGAAUCUUGGAAAUUCUCCAGGGCCGUGUUUUCAAGACUAUAAACCCUCCAACAUAAAUUUAGCUUCUUUCCCACCUGACCAUGAACGCAAUUUUCUAGCAAAUGGUUGUAUUUCUGUCAUUAAACACUCACCACCAAGUUCAUUGUCAGAUGUUUCAGAAACAUCUUCAAAUGCCAGGGAAAGUCCUCUUCUCCAAGUUGCAUGCAAAAGCCCAACCAGUACCUUCAAGGUUAUAAAACAAGAGCCUCUGGAAUUCAAACUAGAUUCUAGGACCUGCUUAAGGGAAUCCAGUGAGGAUAAUGGUUCAUAUGUUGCAACUGUAUACAGGAACUACAUUGGGAGUGCCUUCAGUGGAAAUUAUUCCCAUUCGCCACCUUCUUUACAGAUUACUAGAUCAUCAAGUAAUUCCCCAGGAACAUCAGAAGCUGAUGAAGGCAUCCUAGGGAAAAAUACAUCUGAAGAGGAUGGAGAAGAUGAACAGCGAGUACCAAAAGGCCCAAUUCCCUCACCUGUAGAACCAAAAAUUGUGAGCAAUGCCACAGUUAAGGUCCCUGAAUCAAACUCUUCUGCACUGCCUCAUAAGCUUCGUAUCAAGGCUAGAGCAAUACAGAUUAAAGUAGAGAAUGUGGAGGCUUAUUAUGAAACGGCGGAAAAACAACCAUCUGCCACCAAUAUUUCCGCUGAAAGAUCUUGCGCAUUAGACAGUGCAACAAUGUUUAAAUGCAAUUCCUCAAAGCCAGUGAACUCUUCCCUUGCUCCUUUGUCUAUUCAAGUAGCAAGCAUCAAUGAUUGGUCUCAGAAACCAGAACUUUGGCGUCAAAAAGAAAUUGAAGAGAAAUUGGAAGGGGCAAUUAAAAAUGUUCAGCCAUGUUCUCCAGUUGCACUAACAAACCAAUUGGUUAAUGCUGGGAAGGACUCUACUUGCAAUGGCAUUCAUCAAGGGGUACACUUGGAAUCUGAGAACUUGUACUUAAAACAAGGUAUUGCAAACUUAAGUGCAGAAGUUGCAUCAUUGAAAAAACUGAUAGAAAAGCAGCAGGUUACUGCUUCGGACUCUGGCAAAAGCUCUACUGAGAAAAGAUUUGCCAACUGAGAUUCCCAGCUGAAGUAGAGUAGUACAUUUUAUACUAUGCUAAAUUUUCACUGGAACUGUUGUCAUUUCACUGUAGUUAAAUUGUAAUUUCUUGUAAAUGCUUCUGUAUGUUCUGAACUGUACAUUAUGAAAUUUGUCUUUUGUGGACUUUGUGAUAAACAUCGUAUGAUGAAAACAUUCACUUCUGUACAUUCAAAUGCCUGAUGCAAUGCUACAGACGAAUCUUUUACCAUUUUGUUUUAUCAGACAUCAAAAAGCAAAAUAUCAGGUACAACAAUUAAACAGUUGAUGAAUAAUGAGGCUUGCCUG
Molecule: messenger RNA, 2557 nt
Organism: Pristis pectinata (smalltooth sawfish)
Lineage: Eukaryota; Metazoa; Chordata; Chondrichthyes; Rhinopristiformes; Pristidae
Gene: nfil3
Product: nuclear factor, interleukin 3 regulated
Exons: 3
Coding region: 737-2248 (503 amino acids)
Biological process (GO): regulation of DNA-templated transcription; DNA-templated transcription; circadian rhythm
Cellular component (GO): nucleus
Molecular function (GO): DNA binding; DNA-binding transcription factor activity
Source: RefSeq, a predicted model, not a curated record